AUGGAAAAACAGUACUUAACUAAAGACAACCUAAUUGGAUUUGAUAAUUACAAGUAUAAUUGUAUAGAUAAUGGAGUCCUCAGUAUAUACGUUAUGCAUCCGUUUUGGAAUUGGGUAGUACAGUUCUGUCCACGGUCCAUAGCUCCAAAUCUAUUAACAUUUACGGGUUUCCUAUUUACAGUAGUAACAUAUAUAUAUUUCGCCAUUUUGGACUAUAAUUUUUACGCCGCCGAUCCAGACCAUCCCGAAGUGGAAUCGCCGGGAAAAUGGCCCUACAUGACGGCCGCCAUAUUUUUAUUUACCGCAUACACAUUAGACGGGAUAGAUGGCAAACAGGCGCGAAGAACGGGCACGAGCGGCCCCCUGGGGGAGCUCUUCGACCACGGUUUGGACUCUUACACCGCGGGCCUCAUUCCCGGCGCAAUGUAUUCGAUAUUCAGCAGGGGCGCCCGCUACAGCAUAGCCCCCUUCAGGAUGUACUUCACCAUGUGGAACGUCUUGAUGAAUUUCUACAUGACGCACUUUGAAAAGUACAACACGGGCGUCAUGUUCUUGCCGUGGGGCUACGAUUUCUCCAUGUGGGGUACUAUAAUUACGUUCUUUUUGGCCGGGUUAUUCGGCCCGGAAAUAUUCCACUUCCGCAUAGGCAGCCUGACGGCCGGUAACAUACUGGAAUUGACGCUGUACAUCUCCUCCCUCAUAUCAAACGUACCUGUAAUAUCCUACAACAUUUACAUGUCGUAUAAGAACAAAACGGGCAAAAUGCGAACGUUCGUCGACGCCAUCAGGCCUCUAACAGCCGUCGGCAUGUUAUUCGCUCUCACCACCAUUUGGGUGGUCUAUUCCCCGGGCGACAUCGUCGAACGGGAUCCCAGGGCUCUGUUCUUCCUCUUGGGCACCGUUUUCUCCAAUAUAUCUUGCCGGUUAAUCGUAGCGCAAAUGAGCAAUACGACGUUUAACGCGUUCAAUUGGCUGUUGGUGCCCAUUUUGAUAUCCGUCGUUCUUUCCUUGAUGACCGGAUGGGCUUGGUUGGAGUUAGUAUUAUUGUACAUAUUGUGUUUGUUCACAACUGUCGCCCAUGUACACUACGGAACAUCCGUGGUAAGGCAAAUGUGUAGGCAUUUUAAAGUAAAUUGCUUCACCAUCAAGAAACCUUCGGAUUGA
This is a messenger RNA of Phyllotreta striolata, 1164 nucleotides long. Lineage: Eukaryota; Metazoa; Arthropoda; Insecta; Coleoptera; Chrysomelidae. The record is from the annotation of a GenBank genome assembly.